Molecule: messenger RNA, 2519 nt
Organism: Mesoplodon densirostris (Blainville's beaked whale)
Lineage: Eukaryota; Metazoa; Chordata; Mammalia; Artiodactyla; Ziphiidae
Product: FMR1-interacting protein NUFIP2-like
Exons: 2
Coding region: 1-2328 (775 amino acids)
Cellular component (GO): cytoplasmic stress granule; nucleoplasm
Molecular function (GO): RNA binding
Source: RefSeq, a predicted model, not a curated record
AUGUUGGAAGCCGAUUCCUGUCACCGACUCCGGCCCACUGAAGAGCGGAGGGGGAAGAGUGUCGAGGGGCGCACGGCUCGGCCGAGCCGGGUGGCUGGGGAUCCCCCCCGGCGUCACCUCGCUUCCCGCCCUGCGGGGGCGCCGCCGCCCCUGGCCCGCGGCCGCCCCUCCCCCCGUCGCCGGCCGGGUUGUGUAACCCGGUGGCGGCCGCGCGGCCCCGGGCGGGUCCCUGGGGUGAGGGGCGGGGGCGGUUGGGGUGGGGGAGGGAAGCGGCCACGAGGGGAGCGGCCUGCGUCGGGCCCCGCGUGCUGGCGGCCGCGUUUCCCGCUCCCGGGUGCGGCGGGAGGCGCGGGCGGUCGGGGCGGGGAGCCGGCCUCGAAGCGGGGCCGAGGGAGAAGGAGGCCGCGGGCGGCGGCCGCGAGCGCUCCUGGGGCAGGAGGGCUUGGACGGGGGGGCGGGAGGGAUACAUUUUGGGUAGAGGCGGUGCCUGAAGACCGGGAACCUCGUCUCCUGCCAGGCUAUGGUGAACUAAAUGGUAAUGCUGGAGAAAGAGAAAUAUCUUUAAAGAGCCUGGGUUCUGAUGAAGCCACCAACCCUAUUUCCAGGGUCCUCAAUGGCAACCAACAAGUUGUAGACACUAAUCUGAAGCAGACUGUAAAGUCCAGCACCUUUGGGAAAGCAGGAAUUAAAACCAGGCAUUUCAUUCAGAAAAACAGUAUGGACAAAAAGAAUGGGAAGUCUUAUGAAAAUAAAUCUGGAGAGAACCAAUCUGUAGACAAGACUGAUACCGUAGCAAUUCCAAAUGGUGUUGUAACAAAUAAUUCUGGCUAUAUUGCUAAUGGUUAUAUGGGCAAAGGAGCAGAUAAUGAUGGUAGUGGAUCUGAGAGCGGAUAUACCACUCCUAAAAAAAGGAAAGCUAGGCGCAAUAGUGCCAAGGGUUGUGAAAACCUUAAUUUAGUGCAGGACAAAAUAAUGCAACAAGAGACCAAUGUCCCAACCUUAAAACAGGGACUUGAAACUUUCAAGCCUGACUACAGUGAACAAAAGGGAAAUCGAGUAGAUGGUUCAAAGCCCAUUUGGAAGUAUGAAACUGGGCCUGGAGGAACAAGUCGAGGAAAACCUGCUGUGGGUGAUAUGCUGAGGAAAAGCUCUGAUAUCAAGCCUAGUGUGAGCAGCAAAAAGUUUGAUGAUCGGCCCAAAGGAAAGCAUACUUCUGCUGUUGCCUCCAAAGAGGACUCGUGGACCCUAUUUAAACCACCCCCAGUUUUUCCAGUGGACAAUAGCAGUGCUAAAAUAGUUCCUAAAAUAAGUUAUGCAAGCAAAGUUAAGGAAAACCUCAACAAAACUGUACAGAACUCUUCCAUGUCACCAUCUUCAUCUUCAUCCUCUUCGUCAUCUACUGGGGAAACUCAGACCCAAUCUUCAAGUCAAUUAUCCCAGGUCCCUAUGUCAGCGCUGAAAUCUGUUACUUCGGCCAGCUUCUCUAAUGGGCCAGUUUUAGCAGGGACUGAUGCAAGUGUGUAUUCUCCUGGGGGUCAGCCACUGCUAACUACUGCUGCUAAUACGCUAACACCCAUCUCUUCUGGGACUGAUUCAGUUCUCCAAGACAUGAGUCUGACUUCAGCAGCUGUUGAACAAAUUAAGUCCAGCCUUUUUAUCUACCCUUCAAAUAUGCAAACUGUGCUGUUGAGCACAGCACAAGUGGAUCUACCCUCUCAGACAGAUCAGCAAAACCUGGGGGAUAUCUUCCAGAAUCAGUGGGGUUUAUCAUUUAUCAAUGAGCCCAGUGCUGGCCCUGAGACUGUUAUUGGGAAAUCAUCAGAUCAUAAAGUGAUGGAGGUGACAUUUCAAGGGGAAUAUCCUGCCACUUUGGUUUCACAGGGUGCUGAAAUAAUCCCCUCAGGAACUGAGCAUCCUGUGUUUCCCAAGGCUUAUGAGCUGGAAAAACGGACUAGUCCUCAAGUUCUGGGUAGCAUUCUAAAAUCUGGGACUACUAGUGAGAGUGGAGCCUUAUCCUUGGAACCCAGUCAUAUAGGUGACCUGCAAAAAGCAGACACCAGUAGUCAAGGUGCUUUAGUGUUUCUCUCAAAGGACUAUGAGAUAGAAAAUCAAAAUCCUCUGGCGUCUCCUACGAACACUUUGUUAGGCUCCGCCAAAGAACAGAGAUACCAGAGAGGCCUAGAAAGGAAUGAUAGCUGGGGUUCUUUUGACCUGAGGGCUGCUAUUGUAUAUCACACUAAAGAAAUGGAAUCUGUUUGGAAUUUGCAGAAGCAAGAUCCCAAAAGGAUAAUCACUUACAAUGAAGCCAUGGAUAGUCCAGAUCAAUGAAGGACCAGACUGCCUAUUUGUAACCUUUCUGCAGCAUUAGAGCCACCGUUCAUGGGGGAUACAAGGCUUUUAUGCUCCUAGAUCUUCAACGCAGCAGAGGAACCAUAAGUAGAAUCACAGGAUAAUAUAUACAAAUAUAUAUAUAUAUACAUAUAUAUAUAUAGUUAUUUAAAAAAAAGGCACCUGAAAGU